This is a messenger RNA of Cinclus cinclus, 1563 nucleotides long. It is a transcript of the gene ABHD8, whose product is annotated as abhydrolase domain containing 8. NCBI's taxonomy places the organism in Eukaryota, Metazoa, Chordata, Aves, Passeriformes, Cinclidae. The record is from RefSeq and is a predicted model, not a curated record. The transcript is spliced from 5 exons. Gene Ontology annotation, molecular function: catalytic activity. The coding region runs from base 1 to 1218 and encodes 405 amino acids.
AUGCUGACCACCAUCACCGACGGUUUCCUUUGCUGCCUCCUGGGCAAGACCCCCAACGCUGUGGGGCCGCUGGACAGCGUUGAAUCCAGCGACGGCUUCACCUUCCUGGAAGUCAAACCCGGCCGAAUCCUCCGGAUCCGUCACAACGUUCCCAACCGCCCGGAAUUCCCGGCGGAACCGGAGGAACCGUCGCCGCGCCGCCGCGGCGCCGUGCGCUGCAAACGCCGCAUCACGCUCUACCGCAACGGGCAACUCCUCAUUGAGAACCUCGGCGACGCCGAGUGCCGAAACCUCGACCUCGACGCCGAGUUGGAAAUACCGGAUCCGCCGGGAAUUCCGCCGGGAAUUCCUCCCAAGGACGGCGCCAAACGUCGCAAGCGCAAACCCAAGAAAGUGGUGACGGUGGAUUGCGAGAAACUCAUCACGAGCUGCAAGGGCACGCACGGGGACGUGGUGCUGUUCUUCAUCCACGGCGUGGGAGGUUCCUUGGACAUCUGGAAGGAGCAGCUGGAAUUCUUCGCCAAGUUGGGAUACGAGGUGGUGGCUCCGGAUUUGGCCGGGCACGGUUGCAGCUCGGCACCGCCCGUGGCCGCUGCCUACACGUUCUACGCGCUGGCCGAGGACAUGAGGGCCGUGUUCAAACGUUACGCCAAAAAAAGGAACAUCCUGGUGGGGCAUUCCUAUGGGGUGUCCUUCUGCACCUUCCUGGCACACGAGUACCCGGAGCUGGUGCACAAGGUGAUCAUGAUCAAUGGUGGUGGCCCCACGGCGCUGGAGCCCAGCCUGUGCUCCAUCUUCAACCUGCCACCCUGUGUGCUGCACUGCCUGUCCCCCUGCCUGGCCUGGAGCUUCCUCAAGGCCGGCUUUGCCCGCCAAGGUGCCAAAGAGAAGCAGCUGCUGAAGGAGGGCAACGCCUUCAACGUCUCGUCCUUUGUGCUGCGGGCAAUGAUGAGUGGCCAGUACUGGCCCGAGGGUGAUGAGCUGUACCACGCUGAGCUGGCAGUGCCCGUGCUGCUGGUCCAUGGCAUGCACGACAAGUUCGUGCCUGUCGAGGAGGAUCAGAGGAUGGCAGAGAUCCUGCUGAUCGCCUUCCUGAAGGUGAUCGACGAGGGCAGCCACAUGGUGAUGCUGGAGUGUCCCGACACGGUGAACACGCUGCUGCACGAGUUCGUCCUCUGGGAGCCCGAGACGCCCGACGGCGACGGCGACACCAAAUGAGGGCCAGCGCCGGGCCAGGACACCGGGCUGCUCCCCCGGGAGAGGCGGAGCGCGGAGAGGGCUCCGGUUUGUGUGCCCGAGCACGGAGCGAGGAGGCUCCGCCAGGCCGGGAUGUGCAGAGCCGGCAGCAGGAGCGAGGGGAGGCGGCGGAGCCGGUCCCCGACCCUGGGGACAGAGGGGACGUGGAACGGCCUGUCCCCAGCCCCGGACAUUGUCACAGCCUGUCCCCAACCCCGAGGACAGCAGGGACAUGGCACGACCAGUCCCCAACCCCAGGGACAGGUGGGACAUGGAACAGCCUGUCCCCAACCCCGGACAUUGUCACACAUGGUCCCCCGACCCCAG